AUCGUGAGCAACACCGCGAGGAGCCCGAGGAGUUCGAGUAAUCUGCAUCGGAAGAGAAACAACGGGGACAACCGUGAUGGCCGUCAGGUUCACGAUCCUGGUGCUCUUGACCACCGUCUUCGUCGUGGUGUCCUCCGCCGGACUGCUCGAGACGUUGCUCUCCUGGGAUUUUCCAGACGCCGUGGGCAGAUCGACCAAUCCCCAAUCUCAAUGCCUGUGUCAAACGUCCAAUUGCUUGUGCUGCAUCGAUCUGAAUCUGACCGCGACGUUCGAUCUGGGGCCGGCGUGCAUCAACGUGAGGCAAAAGGAGCAGAACGUCUCGUUGAAUCUCAGCUACGGCGACAAUCCCGUGCACAAUGCCACGAUCAAGAUCGUGGACGCGGCCAAUAGAUCGACUUGCAUGAACCUUCUCUCAGACUUGGCGCAGAUAUGCGCGAAAUUUACGUGGAUCAAGCAGACGGAAGCGGGCCACGACGGUUGUCUGGUGAUCGAACCAGCUCUGUUGGGAACGCCGCAGGCCACUUACCAGAUGGGAUGCUUCAAUUUCAAUCAGGUGGUGCGCCAAAUCGAGGCACCUCCCGCCAUCGAGACAGCGGAAGCGGGCGAGAGCGGGGAGGAGGAGGAAGACUCGUUGAACACGGAGGAAUUCAUAGCGGCUGUGUCGGCGAGCGCCGAGCAAGGGAUAGCGCUGUUUUCCCAAUGGCUGGGCCUCAAUCUCAAUCCGAAAUUGAACGUGACGAGCGGGAAGAACGGGCAACAGGAGGCGAACGGUUCCACCACUUCAAGGUCUGCUCGGGCUCGGUGGGAUCAAGAGGAGAAGAGCGACGAGCGGUUUAAGCAAUUGCUCAGCGCUCAGGACAACGUGUUGAGGGGUUCGGCGACGAUCGGCCAAUCGAGCGGGGCCGAGACGACGUUCGUUUAUUCGAAACCCCCCGGCUUGUACUCGUCGGAUAAGAGUUCGGACGAGAGAAGGGUCGAUCGAAUGAAAAUCGAGCCCCAACACCUGGCCGUGGUGCCGAAAGAGUCGAGGAGAGGUGGAAGGGCGUACAAUAUUCAUCAGCACGUGAACGAGAUAUAAACUCGGUCUUUUUCGAUUUUCGGCUCGAUCGAUCGAGGGGGGAAUUAAUUAGAAAG
Molecule: messenger RNA, 1134 nt
Organism: Apis florea (little honeybee)
Lineage: Eukaryota; Metazoa; Arthropoda; Insecta; Hymenoptera; Apidae
Source: RefSeq, a predicted model, not a curated record